Molecule: messenger RNA, 1673 nt
Organism: Glossina fuscipes
Lineage: Eukaryota; Metazoa; Arthropoda; Insecta; Diptera; Glossinidae
Gene: Rad60
Exons: 4
Coding region: 111-1673 (520 amino acids)
Biological process (GO): positive regulation of transcription by RNA polymerase II; cytokine production
Molecular function (GO): protein binding
Source: RefSeq, a predicted model, not a curated record
CUGACAGCUUUAUUUUUGAAGAGAAGGUUCAGUAAUUAAUUGCCUAUUUUAAUAAAAUUAAAAUUUUUAUUUUGAAAGAAUUUCUUAAAAACAUAAAAAACUGAGCUAAAAUGAGUGAGGAUUUUGAUAUUUUCCACAAUUUAAAUGAACUAAAGAAAGUCAAUCUUUUAGCUAAAUUGAAAUUGGCCAGUAAGCUUAAUGAGGCUGACUUAAAAGAUUCCGGCGCAUUUGAUGAGAGUGAUGAUUUUGAUAUGGAUCCUAUUUUAACUAAAAGUGUGAAAGAGUUAAAAAAAACGCCAGAAAAUAUUUUGAAAAAGAAAGCCAAGGAAACGAAGACUUCCAAAAAAUCUGCCGAGGUGAUGUCCGCAGAUGAGAUAUCUUUAUCCCCGCAAUUAUCGUUUUUAUCCACGUUGCCCACACAGCUAGUAGAGGAGGAUUAUGUAGCCAAGCGAACGCGCGCAUCUCGCGGAAAACCAACUAAGCAACAAUCGCCUUCAAUUGUAGAAAAUGGACAUAGCAAAGUACGUAAAACAAUUCCAAGGUCUAGAAAAUCCAAAGAAAGCGAGAAUGUUUCUGUAGAUGAAACGGAUCAAUUUAACGCUGCUACAGCUUUGCCUAACAGUGCAAGACUUGGUAAAGGGCAACAUCAUAAGAACGAAUCGGAACAUAUUGUAACUGCAAGUAGCAAGUUUCCUGUCGAGACAUUCGCCCUGCCUGCCGUGCAGACAUUAAUUACUACUGGAAGACGUGGUAGGGGUCGCGGGGCGAGAUCCAAAAAAACCGCAAACGCUUCUCCAGAACUAAGGGAGCAAAGUUCUGUCGUGCCAUUAUUGGCUUUUAUAGAAAGUCGCGGUAGUGGCCGUGGGGCGAGAUGCAAAGAAACCGCAAACGCUUCUCCAGAAUUAAGGGAGCAAAAUUCUGUCGUGCCAUUAUUGGCUUCUAUAGGAAGACGUGGUAGGGCCUGCGGGAGUAAAAGAUCCAGUGCUUCGGAAAGGCAACAAGUUGACGUUGUUCGCGACUUACAAGUUAGUGCAUAUAUCGAUUUGGCAGCAUCCCCUCGCAUAGAAGCUUGUAUUAAUUUAGAUUCUGAUGACGAAUUGAAUAUUGCUCCUAAAAGUGAUAAGGAAAGUAGACCGUUAAUAUUGGAUCCGGACUACGACGAAGACAAUCAUGAAAUAAAUGUAAAAAUCAAAUGGAAAGGUAAACCGGAAGUGUUUAAAUUGCGCAAAUAUCAAAAGUUCUUAGACAUUUAUGAAAAACUCGCUGCAAGAGAAAAUAUUAAUAUACGAAAUAUAGUCCUUAAUAUUGAUAAUUAUUUUGUAACGCCAGAGGAUACUCCAGAUUCCAUCGAUUAUAAAGUCUAUCAAUUUAUCAAUGGGCGUGUUUUAGAGAGUAGAUUGAAAACACUGGCUAAUGACACGCAACAAAAACAACGCAAAGUAAAUGAUAUUCCAUUAAAAAUUCAAUCGGAUAAGUGGAAAAAACCGUUGGAAAUAAAUAUACCAAAAGAGGGGAAAUUCCUUAUUUUAUAUAUAAAAUGCGAGGAGGAAUUAAGAUUGCGGCGUGAUCAAUUAAAAUUAAGUUUCGAUGGCGACCUUUUAGAAUACGAUAGCACGCCGGCUGAUUUAGAUCUCGAAGGCGGCGAAGUUAUUGAUUUAGUUAUUAAAAAUUAA